UCAUGUGUUUUGCAUUUUUGUAUUAUUUAUGAUAUUUUUUUUGCUAAGCGAUCGUCAAUUCAAGUAAUUUGAUGUCUGUUUUCAAUGGUUAGCAAAAAGUCUUAACAACUGGAAGAAUAAGAAGAAGAAGAUGUCUUAUCCAAACAAAGAACAACGAACCAAAUGUUAUACGGCUAGAGAUGACCUCUGGAAGUGUUUGGACGACAAUGGAGAUAACGCCGGCAGCGGCGCCGGUAAAUGCAGUCAAUUUAGGAAACUCUUUGAGACACAAUGUCCGCCACAAUGGGUCACACACUUUGAUCGCAAACGAGAUUAUCUUAAAUAUAAGGAUAAGAUAGAGAAUGAUGGCUACGAACCGAUAGAUGAAAAAUCACAACAACAACGACAACAAAAAUAAGAGAUCAAAUUAGGUGAUCAUCAAACACACUAUCAUCUUCACCAUCUGGUCGAUGCCAUCG
Molecule: messenger RNA, 458 nt
Organism: Oppia nitens
Lineage: Eukaryota; Metazoa; Arthropoda; Arachnida; Sarcoptiformes; Oppiidae
Product: cytochrome c oxidase assembly factor 6 homolog
Exons: 2
Coding region: 131-397 (88 amino acids)
Biological process (GO): respiratory chain complex IV assembly
Cellular component (GO): respiratory chain complex IV; mitochondrion
Source: RefSeq, a predicted model, not a curated record